This is a messenger RNA of Aspergillus candidus, 1383 nucleotides long. RefSeq names its product transmembrane amino acid transporter protein-domain-containing protein. Gene Ontology annotation, molecular function: amino acid transmembrane transporter activity. NCBI's taxonomy places the organism in Eukaryota, Fungi, Ascomycota, Eurotiomycetes, Eurotiales, Aspergillaceae. Bases 1 to 1383 code for a protein of 460 amino acids. Gene Ontology annotation, biological process: amino acid transmembrane transport. Gene Ontology annotation, cellular component: vacuolar membrane. The transcript is spliced from 6 exons. The record is from RefSeq and is a predicted model, not a curated record.
AUGUCAGACACAACCGAUGGCCAAAAAAAAUCGAUCGACAAGUCAUUCGAGUCUCUCGACAAGGCGCCCGUCACCCAAGAUGCAGUCUUCGGCGAGAUCACCGAACACGGGCCAAAUUACCGCAACGUCGGAUGGAUUGGAACCACAGCUCUGAUGAUGAAGACCCAAUUCGGGCUUGGUGUCCUUGCCAUGCCGGGAAUCCUCGAUACCCUGGGCAUGAUCCCGGGGGUGAUAUGCAUCUGUGCGGUAGCGGCCAUCACGACCUGGUCUAACUACAUAGUCGGUGCUUUCAAGCUACGGCAUCCCGAGGUAUAUGGAAUCGACGAUGCGGGGGCCUUGAUGUUUGGUCGUGUAGGUCGGGAAGUGUUUGGUGUUGCGACUUGGAUAUUCUGCAUGGGCUCGGCCCUCUUGAGUACAUCUAUCGGUCUGAACGCUGUCUCGGCCCAUGGAACCUGUACGGCUGUCUUUGUGGCAGUAGCCGCUAUUGUCUCCUUCGCUGUGGGCAGUGUUCGCACAUUGGGAGGAAUCAAAUGGGUUGCUUGGAUAGGGUUAGGAUGUGUUUUUACUGCUGUGAUGAUAGUCACUAUCGCAGUUGGCAUACAAGACAGACCGGCGACAGCUCCCCACGGGGACAUCUGGGUAUCGGACUACAAGUUAGUUGGUUAUCCGUCUUUCGAUAAAGCGGUUUCUGCCGUCUCGUCGAUUGUAUUCGCCUACUGCGGAACUCCAGGGUUUUUCCCAAUCGCCGCCGAAAUGCGGGACCCUUCGCAGUACAAUCGACCCCUUCUACUCUGCCAGGGUGGCGUGACAGCAGUCUACCUUGUCGUCGGGAUCGUCAUGUACUACUACUGCGGCUCAUACGUGGCGUCUCCCGCCCUCGGAUCUGCUGGCCCAUUGAUCAAAAAAGUUGCCUACGGAAUCUCCCUCCCAGGCUUGGUCGUCAGCUCGAUUGUCGUCCUCCAUUUCUCGAGUAAAUACAUUUUCGUCCGCAUCCUGCGCGGGUCCGACCAUCUCGUAUCCAACUCCAUCACACACUGGGCGACAUGGCUCAGCUGCACGUUUGCCACCACAAUAGCCGCCUACCUCAUCGCCAGCGGGAUCCCCAUCUUUGGCGAUCUGGUAUCUCUGAUUGGGGCGUUGCUCGGGGCCUUUAUGUCGUUCCAGCCGAUGGGGUGCAUGUGGUUGUAUGACAACUGGGCCAGCGGCAGAGAGCAACCGACGGUGAAGUGGAGGUUUUUGGUGGUUUGGAGCGUCCUAGUCAUUGUUUUAGGGUUCUUUUUGAUGAUUUCUGGGACGUAUGGUUCCGUACUCAGUAUUAUUGCGUCUAGCAAGGCUGCGGCGGGCUCCUCAGCGUGGUCAUGUGCUGAUAACUCGAAUUCAUGA